Hipposideros armiger (great roundleaf bat) is the source of this 5605-nucleotide messenger RNA. It is a transcript of the gene ZNF621, whose product is annotated as zinc finger protein 621. The transcript has 5 exons. Gene Ontology annotation, molecular function: DNA-binding transcription factor activity, RNA polymerase II-specific; RNA polymerase II cis-regulatory region sequence-specific DNA binding. NCBI's taxonomy places the organism in Eukaryota, Metazoa, Chordata, Mammalia, Chiroptera, Hipposideridae. Gene Ontology annotation, biological process: regulation of transcription by RNA polymerase II. Bases 449 to 1759 code for a protein of 436 amino acids. The record is from RefSeq and is a predicted model, not a curated record. Gene Ontology annotation, cellular component: PcG protein complex; chromatin; transcription regulator complex.
CCGCGGAGACCACCGAGAUGGGCAGCCUCCUGGCGGCCUAGAGGGGUGCUGGGCGCGCGCGCUCACUUCCGCAUCGGCUUUUAGCUACCAGCUUCUGGGUGUUCGGAGAGGAAGAGCGUGGGUUCCAGCGAGAUCUACGUGCAGGUCCGCCCGGUGCCGGCGUCCUCGCUUUCGCAGGCGACUCGUCAGCAUCCCUUCCCCUGAACUCGGUCUCAGUGCUGGCUCCCUCCCCCGUGACCCGGAGCUCCGGCGUCUGGGCCUUGCAGAAGCCGCCCGAGGUGGCUGCACGGCCUGCGAGAGCCUUAGUCCAGACAGCCCCCUGCCUACCGAGGCGUGAUCCUCUUUUCUAUCUUAAAAGAAUUUGGCCCAACAGCUUCCUGCGCCCGCUUCUAAGGUCCUUGCUUUUCCAAAUUCAGAAGACAGUGCAUGAAGCCAGGGGACAGCAGCCAUGCUCCAAACAACUUGGCCUCAGGAGUCAGUGACCUUUGAGGACGUGGCUGUGUACUUCACCGAGAAUCAGUGGGCCGGCCUGGACCCUGUGCAGAGGGCCCUGUACAGGGAGGUGAUGCUGGAGAAUUAUGCAAAUGUGGCCUCCCUGGCAUUUCCACUCCCCAAACCUGUUUUGAUCUCCCAGCUGGAGAAAGGGGACGCACCUUGGGGCCCAGAUCCCUGGGAAGCAGAGGUUUUGAGAGGCGUCUGUCCAGGUGGUGAGUCCUGGAUCAAGAAUGAAGAGCCAGCUGUAAAGCAGGAAGCCUCUGAAGAAACAGAGCUGCCCAGAGUGCCAACAGGCGGACUCAGAAACAUUUCUCAGCACGUUGAUUUUAGAAGCAAGGCAACGUGGCAUACUUUCAGCCUGAACCCGAAUCUGAUACUUCGAGGGGGAAUGAAGUUCUACGAAUGCAAAGAAUGUGGGAAAAUCUUCAGAUACAACUCCAAGCUGAUUCGGCACCAGAUGAGUCACACUGGGGAGAAGCCCUUCAAAUGUAAGGAAUGUGGCAAAGCCUUCAAGUCCAGCUAUGACUGUAUUGUGCACGAGAAGAACCACAUUGGAGAAGGGCCUUACGAGUGCAAGGAGUGUGGCAAAGGUUUGAGUUCCAACACAGCCCUGACUCAGCACCAGCGGAUCCACACCGGAGAGAAACCCUACGAAUGCAAGGAGUGUGGGAAAGCCUUCCGUCGGAGUGCAGCCUAUCUCCAGCAUCAGAGGCUGCACACGGGGGAGAAACUCUACAAAUGCAAGGAAUGUUGGAAAGCCUUUGGUUGCAGGUCACUUUUUAUCGUCCACCAGAGAAUUCAUACUGGGGAGAAACCCUACCAGUGUAAAGAGUGUGGCAAGGCGUUCACGCAGAAGAUAGCCUCCAUCCAGCAUCAGCGAGUUCACACCGGAGAGAAGCCUUAUGAGUGUAAGGUGUGUGGGAAAGCCUUCAAGUGGUACGGCAGUUUCGUUCAGCAUCAGAAGCUGCACCCCGUGGAGAAGAAGCCCGCAAAGGUUCUUGGGCCGACCCUGAAGGGUCCCCAGAGCCCCUCGUCAGCCUUUUCUCCGGGUCCUCUCCAGACUCCAUGCUCGGCUCCGGCUGUGGCCGUGCCCUCACCGACCUUUCCGCGUGCCGUGUUCAUCCCCGCCUCUGGGCCUCUGCUCAUGCUGCUGCCCAUGUCUGGAAUACCUUCGUCACCUGUGCAGAUAGUAAGAGUCCUCCAGGGCCUUCCUCCCACUGUGAAGUCUUCCCCAAUUAUCCUGACCCCUUCUCACCCUUCAUGAGUUUUAUUUUGCUACGCCUGUGGCUCUUACACCCAGCAAAUCCCCAACCUAAUUUGAGUUUUGUUUGUAUUUUUCCCCACCUUACAUGUGUUACAACUGUUUCAGCAUAAACUCCAUUGUGAUCUAUAUCUAUUUAAAUACUGUUCUUAUGUGAUUUAUUCUCUUUUCUUCUGGCUAGAACAUGGAAAUACUUGACCUCUGCACUGGCCCCUUUCAGGCUUGAACAGUAAUGGCUGUAUCUGCAUUGUAUGUGCUGGUGUUCGAAGUCCUGGCAGGGCACUUGGGUGGGUUAGAGAAGUCGGGGACAGAGGCCAUCCCUUUGGCCGCUGUGAUUAGAGAGAAACAGCCGCGAGAAACGGAGGAGGCAUCCUCUAGAAAAUUAGAAUAAACCUCCAAUGACGAACUUUAGAAAUGAAGCAGACAGUUUAGGGGACGAAGGCGAUUAUUAAUGCAGAUGAAGUGGCAUUGGCCUGGGCGCCGACAGCGAGGCUCUCGUGCAUCUAUGCGAAAGAUCUCGCAAAACAACCAGUGGAAAGGAGCGCGUGUGCAGUGAUCGCAGUCAUUCACAUGGUCGAUGCCAAUCAUGUCUCGAAUCACGGUUUUUUUCUUUAGUUUUGCUCUUGAUGUUUAGAUUUUUUUUUAACUUUGGUUUCCUGAGUAAAUAUACACCAAGGCAUUUGUCUUUGUCCUGUCUGUUGUGUAAAUUUUUCUUGGUGGGUAUUCCGGUUUUCGGUUUGCAAGCACUGGCUUCUACAUUGUCUCUAGAUAGCAGGAAUUGUAACAGUGAAUUGGGCAAAUUACUAAAGAAAUAGGAGCACUGGUGUAAAGCCAACUUGGGGGGAAUCUGAAUAAGUCUCUACAAUUGUUAAGGAAUAAAGGGGGCUGUGAAAUGGGUUAAUGGUUAAGCUUAUGUGAUAGGCUAGUGAAGUGGAAUCUUGGGUUGUGCUUGCUUUUGACCCUGACAAGGACCUUGGACAGCUAUGCAAAGGACUGUGGAGGAAUUCUUGGAAAAAGAACUUAAGUUCAUUAUUAGCAUUAGUGUAAAGUAAAUCCUCAAACAUGGAUGAGAAGGGCCGUCCAUUUUUAUUUCCCCUAGCUGUUUGUCCAUGGCAUUUAACAGAAAAACCUUUAAAUGAGUGGUUCUUAAACUUUACCAUGUGAAUAACCUGGUGUAAAAAGAGUAGUUUUCUGACCUAACUCUCAGAAACUCUGAUUUUGGAUGCCUGUGGGGAUGCUUAGACCUUCAACGUGGACGGUGCUUCGAGAGAGACGCUGUGAGCAGGAAAUGCGUGUGGGCUGUUGGGAGGCAUCCAUUGAUAAAGGGUUCGAGUGGGACUGCCUCAUUUCACAGCGGAUCUCCAGGAGACAGACGUCUAAAAGUAGUUAGGGUGGUGUCAGUGCAGAAGAGAGAAAAAUGGACAUUGGCCUGUCGGGAAAGACACGGGCAGAGAGAUGUGGUGUGGCCUCUGAAGAGCUCUGAGGUCUCCACUGCCAGCAGGUUUGUGGGUUUCACAUUGGCUGCCUUUUGCAAUUUAUUUGCUUGUUGGCUGAAGUAAUGAGGACAUUUUUUUUCUCAUAUAAAGUUAAUACACUUGAAAAUAGCUCGGGUUCAAGAGCUCAAAAUGGAUGUUACAGAUGAUUUAGAACAGUAAAAACAGGACAGGACAUAGCAAGAGUCCAUGCGAUGUGGCCAAAGGUGAUGCUCAGAGCAGUAUAUACAGUCUUGGAUGCAUUCUUUAGAAAACAAGUUAGAAGGUUUGAGAUUCAGAAAGCUGGGGUGUUGUUUGGUGGUGAGAAACAAAAAAAAGUAAGAAAAAAAUAAACAAGCAAACAGGUAAAAAAAAACAUCCAAAAUAAACUGAGCAGAAAUAAGUUAUACAACAAGAGUUUUGGGUAAAGAUGGUGUUCAAAUAUGUUAGCAUUCACACCCUCCUGAAACCCCACUAAAACAGUAAAGAGAUUAAAAAUGAAAGGCAGAAACUCACAAAGACAAUAAAGAUGAUAACAUUUUGGAAGUUCAGAAGCAAGUGAGAGUUGUAACUCUUAGCCGACCUGAGAAAGGUGAAUCCUAAGCCACACGGGGAAGCCGAGCAACCAUCCUAUAUGGCAGAAUUCUCAAAAAGGCUUGGGAACUGAGGAGUCGGGUAGUGGGCUAAGAACAGGAGCAUUGGCUAAAAAGUCUUUGAGAAACACUCAGAGCCUCAGGGCACCUCCCACCCCUCUGUCUCUAGAGCAGUAAGACAGGAAUUUUGGAGGAGGUAGGGGCACCACACUGAAUGCUGAGUCCUCUCCCUUGCCCUCUGGCCUUCGUGGGUAGGGGAGGUCAAUAUCAAGAUUAGUUUCUGCCAAUGAAUUUAUAAAUUAAAAGCAAUUCCAAUAAAAUUUUCCAAGGGGUAUGUGUGUGUGUGUGUGUGUGUGUGUGUGUGUGUGUGUCCUGACGAGCUGAUUAUAAAAUUUACAUGGAUGAGCAAAGAACAAAGAAUGGCUAUGACAAUUUUGAAGAAAGAGGCGGGGGUUUUGUGCUACCAGACACUAAAUAUCAUGAUCAUCAUCAACAGAACCAAACAAAGCAAAACCCAAAAACCCCAAGUUAAAUUUAAAGAAAAAAAAAUAGAUACACCAGAAUAUGAUUUGUAUAAAUUAAGAAAUCUAUACUGUUUAGGAAUAUACAUAUUUUGUGCAAAAGUACACGUACAAAAUGCAAAAUGAUAGAGAAAUGCAUUAGAGAUCAAGCAUCAGUAGUAUAUGCUGAGAAAAUAUGAAAGGGAUUUCUGCCCCUCCACUACCUCCUUUACUGUCCUCUUCCUACCAUUUUCAUCCUGUCCCAAAUGCCAGGAACCCAGGCCCAAAUGCUCCCCACCAAUUGUCCAACACCACCUACCUUGGUCACCUAUUUCUUGUCUGAAAACAAGCAAUAGUAGCCAGAUACUUGGUUUCUAAAAUACCUUGAAUUAAUGAUUCUCAAAGUACUUUGUAAAAUGUGGUCUCUUAACAUCCUUAUAAGCAGAUCAGAACUAAUACGUUAUUUCUUUCACGGAAUUUGCUUUAAUCUAAAAAUCCUAUCGUUUUAAAAGCCAGAUGAUUGAAUAUAUUGCUUAAAGAAAACAUUUUGGAAAUUUUAUUACAUGAAGCCCAGUUUUAAGGCUGGCUUAUAUCUCCUAAAUGAACCAAUAAUCAAUGUUAUAAUUUCAUUUCUGUGGAUCUACUUACUAGUUACAAUGGAUUUGUGGUGUUACAGGAAAUUUUAAUUGCCCCAAAAGUUUCAAUUUACACCACUUUGCUGUCUCCACAAGAGCACCUGUCAAUUUUAGUAAUGCUAAAAAUAGGUACUUUCCUGGUACUGUUUAACAUUCCACAUUUAAGCACAAUGCAUGGGGAGUGAGAUUUUCUGUCUAAAGUUUGUGUAGAAAGACACUCCAGAGAUGGUAGAUGACCUUGCUCAAGGUCACGGUGGUCUUUUGAUGCCCACUUUCAGCUCUGAUGUUAACUUUCUAAGAAAAACAGUCUCAAAUAUAGCAGGAGUUUUCAGUGUAUAAUGUAAUUACUUACAUGGAGUAGCUUUUUUUUUCUUGCUGUUGUUUUGCAUGCAAUCUUAGCAGUUUAGUUGUAAUUUGUUCUUCAGUGCCUACUAGCAAAUUGGUUAAUUAUGGAUGAGUUAUGUCCAUUGGAUUGUAAAAGUGUAAAUAAUGAGUCUCAAAUGUGAAGGCAGCAGAAUCGGAAGCCAAAUUGUGUUUGUUCCUGAGACUGGAGGUUCUCUUUACAGCCAUCGUCUGCUGGUAACAGGGCAGUUUUCUUGUGCUUCUCUCAUUUUUUAAUAAAUAAGAUGCCUAACUGUUUUAUGAACAA